AUGGAAAUAAUCGCGCCGGCUACUGUCGAAGGCCACUACAAUUUAUGGCACAACAACGUGUUCAAGGGCCAUGUCACUAAUAAUUUCUUUGGCACCAAAGAAAUUCGGAAUUAUCUCAAUCCUAUACGGGUAGGCAUACGGUUCAAGGACAUCUCAGUCAAAGACGUGUCUAGCUGGCUCGACCGCAACGAGACCUUCUCCAGCUGGAGCAGCUGCGUUCCUGAUACCGUCGGCAGCGCCCUUUUAACACUCAAAGGCAAACCUGGAGUUGGCAAGUCCGUCUUGAUGAAGGUCGCAGUAGAAGCCGCCAAAACACCUCAAGAAAACAAGGUCCCCGUCACGGUACUGAAAUAUUUCUUCAACAACUCGCCCGAGAAUCCGGCCGAUGACCAAGAAUGGAGGAGAACCAGCAAUUCAUUGUUCGCAUCCCUGCUGGGCCAGCUUCUUCAUUCAUCCCUAGUGUCGGAUAAACUGCUAAAGGAUUUGAAGCGAUGGGACCAAGCGACCGACGAGCAGCGCAAAGAGGACUUUUUUGCAAGCAGCCAUCUGCAAGAGAUGAUCAAAAGUAUCAUUCUCAACAAUGGGGAUGCUGCCAAGCCGGAUCCUAUGCGGUUCUGUAUUUUUAUCGAUGCUGUAAACGAAUGUUCGGAUACAGGUUCCCAAGAUUCCGGCUUGAAAACAGUCCUAAGAUUCAUCCGGAACCUGCUCGACGCUGCACUGGCGGCAAGAGUCGACCUCCGUGUGUGCAUCUCCCGCAGACAUCUUCCACACAUUGGCCAAGACGAGCCACCGACGCGGGAGAUUGACAUUGACAGCCACACGACGGAGCUGGUCAGAGAUUUUCUGUGGAGGAAGCUGGACAUCGCGCGCGGGGACAACGCAGAAACGGAAUACAAGAUGCGAAUGUUUCACUUUCGAUGGUUCGACCAGUGCGGAAACGGCUUCGGCUGGGCCUCGAGCGCCGUCGAGAGUUUUCUGGCCGUCUUGAACGACGGGACGCUGAAUUCUGCGACGUGGCAGGCGGUGUUUGAGCAGCACCAAAGGGGCGAUGUGUCGUCGCUGAGUUUCCACCACACGUACCGAAGGAUCCUGCUGGAUAUCGACUCGGCCGAGAGUGGAAAGGCGGCCGAGGCCGUCAAUCUCAUCCAGCUAGUCCUUGCAGCAUGCAGAAGCCUGACCACCGAUGAGCUGGGUCACGUACUAGAGUAUAUGGACGGCGUUGGCAAAGGGAACAAAACCAUCAAGCUCAGCACCGAGGCCAUGAGAAAAUAUCUACGCCAUCAGUCCUACGGCAUCAUCGGGACAAUGGUAAAAGAAACCCUCUCGGGCGAGUUUUUCCAAGAGCAAGAGCUCCUUGAUCCCAAGGGUCCCAGCCAUGAACAAGUGCAAUUCAUUCACUCCACCGUCAACUCGUUCCUCCUCGGCGACCAAGGCCUCAUGUCACUGCGCACCGGCCUCGCCAGAUCGGAAGUCGACUGCCACUGGACAAUGUUUACGCACUGCACACGAGCACUGGAGGACUGCGAAUUCGAGGCCGUCAGCGUCGGAGAAGCCAGCUUCCUCAACUACGCGGGUGAAUUCUGGGCCUACCACGCCCAGGCGGCAGACGGCAUGUUUGCCCCGCACGGCAAGCCGCCCGCGUUUUUCCUGCGCAGGUGCAGCGCAAAAAAGACAUCGCAGGUCCUCAAGCUCCUCAUGCACCGGCUCAAGGUCGCCGCAGAGUCGGGCUCGUCUGUGCUGGCGUCGGCCAUCAAGGGCGGGCGCCUCGAGGAGCACGGUGACGAUUUACUGGUCGUGCUGGCUGCGUUUGGCUGCACGGGGUUGCUCAGGCAACAUUUGGCGACCUGCAACGGUUGUAGGACUGCUUGUGUGGAGAAGAAAGAGAAGCUGUAUGCUGCCGUGUCCUGGGCUCUCAUGGGUACCUGGGUAUCGACGGCGCAGUAUUUGAUCGAGGAGUAUUUCCAAGAGGGAGACAUCGACAGAGCAUAUGCCGGCAAGACGCUGCUGUACAUGGCCUGCAACUAUAUAAGAACAAAACCCGAAGAAAUCGUCAAGUUCCUUCUCGACAAGGGCGCAGACUCAGCGGCACUCUCGCCCUGCAUGACCUACGAGUAUCCUCUGCACCUGGCCAUCGGCACCGGCGGCAAGAUGUGGCUCGUGGAGCUGCUCCUCCGCCAAGGCGACGACAAGGCGCACCAGCUCCUGAGACAGCGGCGAGAUCACGAGGGCGACUGCAAAGGCUGGACGGCGCUGCACACGGCAGUCGGCAACCCCCGCGUGGCCUGCAGGGUGCGGAGGAAGAAGCUUCAGGCCAUUCUGGACGCCGCCCCGUCGUCUGGGCUUUCGGACCUGCUCGAGCUGAGGGAUUGCAAUGGGAAUACGCCUGGUGAGCUGGCCAAGAUGGUCUGUGAGGCGGCUGGGGAGGAUCCGAGUGACCUGCUGGACAUUUUGGACAAGUUUGACAAUGGGAGGCAGCCUGAAAAGAUGGCGGUGGCGGUGGUGGAGGGAGGAAAGGGCGGGCUGUGGAGUGGCCUGCUGUCUUAUUUGCCGAGAGGGAGGGGUUGAAGGGAUACGCUAGGAAGGUGCAGUUCUGAGCAGUCGCUCUACGGGAGUUUUAGUUUUUCAUUGUUUCUGUCGGCAAUAUACCCCCAAUCCAUGUAGAACCUCAUAAUGAAAGUCGG
Messenger RNA from Pyricularia oryzae 70-15, 2681 nucleotides. RefSeq lists its product as uncharacterized. Gene Ontology annotation, molecular function: protein binding. Lineage: Eukaryota; Fungi; Ascomycota; Sordariomycetes; Magnaporthales; Pyriculariaceae. The transcript has 2 exons. Bases 1 to 2565 code for a protein of 854 amino acids. The record is from RefSeq and is a predicted model, not a curated record.